Messenger RNA from Exophiala bonariae, 561 nucleotides. RefSeq lists its product as uncharacterized. The transcript has 2 exons. The record is from RefSeq and is a predicted model, not a curated record. NCBI's taxonomy places the organism in Eukaryota, Fungi, Ascomycota, Eurotiomycetes, Chaetothyriales, Herpotrichiellaceae. The coding region runs from base 1 to 561 and encodes 186 amino acids.
AUGGCUACCACAGCAUCGCUAUUUUAUGUCAUCGCACAGAUCACCGGCAUCGGUGGUACAGCAUGGCUAUCAGGAAACAUCGCCUGUUGCUCUCUCCUCGCAGUGCCGGCUCUUUCGCAAUCUCAUCAAGACGACUCCGUUCCCGUGAGAGCGCUAGUAACACAGUGGGCGCGCUUGUACGACAAAGGCGCGACUCAGAACCCGCCCAUCUCUGUUGGAAUUGCAUCGAUCUUAUCGUUUCUCGCCUGGACUGCUGACGCCACCGUUUGGUCGCUCGGCCUUGCGAGUCCCAGACAGCUGUACAUUACAUCCGUGGCCUUGACGGUGGCGAUCGUGCCGUGGACGCUCCUCAUCAUGAAGCGGACGAAUGGGGCAUUGCACGAGAAAGCCAAGAAGGCCAAACUGAGUUCAGCGGCAGCAGCCAAAGGAGUCGAGGUCUGGACGGCGGUGGAUGACGAGGAGGUGCUUGCUCUGUUGCGGUCUUGGACCACCCUCAAUGGUCUGAGGAGUAUGCUGCCGAUGCUUGGUUUCGCCACGGGCAUGCUGGCCGCACUUCUUUGA